Topomyia yanbarensis is the source of this 3236-nucleotide messenger RNA. RefSeq lists its product as uncharacterized. The transcript has 4 exons. The record is from RefSeq and is a predicted model, not a curated record. NCBI's taxonomy places the organism in Eukaryota, Metazoa, Arthropoda, Insecta, Diptera, Culicidae. Bases 1444 to 2574 code for a protein of 376 amino acids.
UUGAUAUUACCAUGCUACAAUUCAUUAAAGAAACAUGGAAGCGCUUAAGAGCUAUUCAUAGUCAGAUCACUGCCUGAUACUAUAACGAAUUUCCAUUUAAAUGCAAUUAUUUUUUCGCAUUCCUACCGAUUUUGGUCUUCCCUAUCGAUUCACAGAGGACCAAGGGAAAACUACCGAUAUUUUGUUAUCCCUACCGAAAACUACCGAAUUUUAUUGAUUUUGGACACAUCCUACUCAACAUUCAUUUUUGGGUUGGAUUUGGUCUGAGAUCUUAGUUUUCAGUAUUUUACAAUUCUAUGUCAACACUACGCUUUUGGGACAACAACCCGGCCUACCGAUAAACUUUUAGUGACCCUACCGAUUUUAAGAAAUUCUAUCUGGCCACCCUGGUCGCACAUUGACGACACCCGAGAAACGUCAAAAGUAAUAAACAAAAAAAGUUAACGUGAAAAAAAUUGGAUAAACAAAUAAAUGUUUUAAGAUGCGAAGCUCACGAAUGAGCAAGUUAUAUUGUUUAAACAGAAACAUUCCAUAUGUGCAUCGGUUCAAACGGGUAAAACAUCGUACUGCUGAAUGUACUCUGCGCGAGAAUACAGGCGUGAGUAUAUUUGAACCCUGCUGCAGCGGCCAAAGUCCGGAUCAUCGGGCUCUACAAUUCGUGGAAGCAAACCUUGUAGAUAGUAUGAAUUAUUUCACCAGAAAUGAAAUGACUAGCUCCAUGAAACACCGCGAAACUGAAUGUACACCGAACGAAUACACGAUAUUGAAUGAUACGAGCACUAUAGCAAGUAGCAUCUGCGAACAAAAUCAGGAUAGUAAUCAUCCUGAAAAUAUAAACAAAGGGAUCAUAACAGACCAAAAAAACCCCUUCGACUUACGAAUCAUAAGGAAAACAUUGAGGCAGAGUUUGAGAAUUCUUAUGAAUUUGAGGAUAGCUCAUGCAAUUUCGUCGAAAACGACAAUACUCACUCGAUGGAAAAUGAUAACAUGGAAGUACCCAUUCAUCCAUACCUGAAAGUUACCCGCCUUGAAGUCAUGUUCAUGAAACACAAUUUAACAAACAUUACACUUACUGACAUUCUUCAGAUGCUUAACAUAAUAAUCGGAUCAAACGCCCUGCCAGACACAUUUCAUCAAUUUCAGGAAGUCUUUUCUAGAGGUAGUUAUGUCCGACACUAUGUAUGCGAUAAGUGUGGAUUGUACUUAGGCGUAAACAAAAUUGUUUGUAACAACUGUAAAGAGAUAGAGCUGUUCUUUUUCAUAAUGUUCGACUUUCGAUCCAACCUAAAAGAUAUACUACAAAAAAAUUGGAAGCAGAUUCAGAAUUACAAGUAAGAAAUACUCGCCGCAUCGGAUAUAACUGAUAUUUUGAAUGCAGCUGUUGUUAACAUUAAAACGAAGGCAAAUGAAAUAUCACUUUGCUUUAAUACUGAUGGUGUAAAAAUGUUCAACUCUAAUAUGAAGCGAGCUUUGUGGCCCAUAAUUGCUUCAGUGAAUGACUUGCCACCCAACUUGCGUUUCCUGAGGAAAAAUGCACUUGUUGUUGGGUUGUGGCUUCAUAAAGGAGAACCUGACUUGGAUGUGUUCAUGAAACCAUUUCUCAUAACACUGCAACAGCUCUACUCGGAUGAGCUUCAAGUUGGAUCAAUUCAAGUACCCACAAUUAGGACCGUAGCAUGCUGUGUUGAUACAAUGGCUCGCUGCAAACUACAAAAAUUCAAGCAAUUUAAUGGAUACGAUGGAUGUAGUUUCUGUUUGCACCCUGGUCAUACAACCCGACAUCAAGUGAAGUAUGGAUACCUUGAAGAAGUACAGACACGUAACUAUAAAGAUACGUUGCGCGCCAUGUCCGUCAGCAUUUCCCGAACCAUGCCGAUAAACGGAGUUAAAGGUGUAUCAUCUGUAAUACUCAUACCGUCGUUCGAUAUUGUAAAUCAAUGUCCAGUCGAUUUUAUACACAGUGUUUUACUGGGAGUUGUUAAACAGUUAUGUAGGAUAUGGUUCGAGAAACCGAGUACAUCAUAUUACAUUAAAAAUAAGCUUCAUUGUAUCGAUAGUUCAUUAUGCGGCAUCCAUCCUUUCACUGAAGCUUCCAGGACGACAAGGAAAAUAAGCGAACGCAACACAUGGAAAGCCAACGAAUGGUUGCAAUGGUUGUUACACUUUAGUUCUAUUUGUUUGAAACCGUAUUUACCCAACGAACAGUAUAAACAUCAUAGAGUACUUGUUACAUCAAUAGCUCAACUGCUUCAGCCUAAUUUAUCAGAGAAUACUCUAAACGCAUGCGAUAUACAGUUGAAAAAGUACGUGAAAGAUUUUGAAAUAUUUUACUCGAUUGAUGAAAUGAAUUACAACGUUCACUUACUUUUACACAUCGUUCAAUGUUGUAAAAACUUUGGCCCACUUUGGGCCUUUUCGUUGUUCUUUUAUGAAGAUAUUAAUGGAGUUCUAAAAAAAUAUGCCAAAGGUCCUAAAGAACCAUUAAUUCAAAUCGCAAAUCGGUAUACCAUGUCACAUGCACGCUAUUAUUCAGUCGUAUACACUAAAACCUCCAUUUACGAACUCUUUUUUUAAGUAAUAUUCGAUUUAUGUAACUUUUUUUACGAACUAAAUUCGAAAUAAUGAACACUUUUUAGAAAGUUUGAGUUCGUACAUUACAGCAUGAAAUUAUAUACUUAUAUAUUCUUAGUUAAUUGUUACUUAUAUAAGUUGGGUAUUUUCGAAAUGGGGUUGACAAGUGCAUGCCGGAAAUCGAUGUCUGGAGCCAUUUUGGAAUCCAAGAUAAUGCAUAACGGAAAUCGAUGUCUUGAACUAUUUUGGAAUCCAAUUCUCUAUAACCUCAACAAUAUGGGUAUUUCGGGAUAGGGUUGACGAGUGCAUGACGGAAAUAGAACCCAUAUUGUUCGUUAUCAAGAAUAAUGCUCAACCGGCAAACGUCAUAUUGAACUUGGAAAAGUUUCUAAUUGUCCAUUUUCAGCAUUUACUUAUGGCGAUUUCGCUUGAACCUGAAACUGAGUCAGGUUCUAACCCCAACCGCUGUCAGUUCAUACAUUUUGACAGCAGUUGGGGUUAGGAACUGACUCAGUUUCGCCUCAAACGAAAACCACAUUAGCAAGCUUAUUCCAAAAAUACCCAUAUUGUUAGGGUUAUCGAGAAUGUUGCUCAAUCGGAAGUCGCCAUGUUGGAUUUUGAAAAGGUUCCAAUUGUCAAUUUUCAAUAUCUACUUGCCAAGCCAA